Iphiclides podalirius (scarce swallowtail) is the source of this 705-nucleotide messenger RNA. The record is from the annotation of a GenBank genome assembly. NCBI's taxonomy places the organism in Eukaryota, Metazoa, Arthropoda, Insecta, Lepidoptera, Papilionidae.
AUGAUCCUGCCAGCGAGAGCCAUGUCACCGCCGCACGGCGCAUACUCGCCCCACGAGGAGGAACCGGUCUCCAGGACCUACCAGUAUCGGAAGGUCAUGAAGCCGAUGCUCGAGAGGAAGAGGCGGGCGCGCAUCAACCGCUGUCUCGACGAGCUCAAAGACCUAAUGGUCACCGCACUGCAGGCGGAAGGAGAGAAUGUAUCGAAACUGGAAAAGGCCGACAUCCUAGAGCUGACCGUGCGGCACCUGCACAGCCUAAAGCGCCGGGGCCAGUUAGUGCUGAAGCCGGAGAUGUCGUACGCGGAGCGUUUUAGGGCCGGAUUCACCCAGUGCGCAACGGAGGUGUCGCAGUUCAUCGCGAACGCCACGUUAGCGGCGAACGCGAUGCAGAGGCAGGGGCCCGUGGACCCGCAGGCGGGGGCCAGGCUUCUGCAGCACCUCACCAGCUGCAUACGGAGGCUGGAGGGUCCAGCGCAGCCGCAGCCGAUCGCCCCGAAAGUCGCGAGGCCCACACCGCUGCAGGCGAUCGCACCCGCUCCGGCGCCUCUGCAGCCCCCGCAGAGGCCGGACCCGAGAGGCGCGAAGAGGCCGGCGGAGGCGCAAGCGGACCUAGAGGUGAACCCGAAGAGGCCGUACGCGCCGCCCUCACCGCCCCACAGCCCCGCCUCCGAAACAGACCCCGCCCAGUCGAUGUGGAGGCCCUGG